Molecule: messenger RNA, 884 nt
Organism: Arabidopsis arenosa
Lineage: Eukaryota; Viridiplantae; Streptophyta; Magnoliopsida; Brassicales; Brassicaceae
Source: the annotation of a GenBank genome assembly
GGUUUUCCUAAGAGAUGUAGAAGUGGAGAACCUGUAGUUAUGAAGACAUCGACGACUGCUAAAAACCCUGGAAGAUGGUUUCAUGCAUGUCCAUUUGGAAGGGAUGGGGAUUGGAAUCAUACAUUUAAAUGGACCGAUACGUCUAUGAUCGAAGAGAUUGAGGACUUGAUUGAGAAAGUGGAUAAUAUUGAAGGAGCUUUGAUCACAUUGCAAAAAGGCUUCAAUGCUUGUGAAUCCGAGAUUGAUACAAUUGCCAUGGAGACGCGUGUGUGUGAGGCUGUGGUUGACAAGGAGAUCCGAGAGUGCAAAAUGCAGCUAAGGAGCUUGAAUAACCUUGUCGGGUUUGCUUUGUCUACAAAUUUCCCUGACCCAGUUGAGAGUGCUGCAAGGAAGGAAAUAGUUAGACAAGCUGAGGAGUUAGGAGAAUUCGAGGAAACAGCAGAACAAAUGGUGAGGGCCUCCCUCCCUGCUCCACCUCCUCUCCCGGAUAGAUCCCAAUCUGAUGAGGGCUCGUCUAGUCAAGGACGAAUUCCUGUUUCUCAGCACCUAGGACCAGUCAACAUUAACAUGGUCAAGCCAAAGCCAAAGAAAAGACAAGUUGGGAAAAGAAUGCCCGGAAGACCACCAAGGAAAGAGCCUAGCCCAAAACCUCUUGGUGGUGUGAAUUCAAGGAAGAAGAAGCUGCUUGGUAACCAGCCAACACCUAGAAGGCGGCUUAAUAUGGAUCAUCUGGUUACCCCUGCAGUCCAAGUUCCCCCUCUUGCUGAUGUAAGCCUUCGUGAUGCGGCUACCCUCCCUUGUUUGAUGGAUUUUCGGUAUCCAUCCAACCGCCUCACAUAAAAGUUCUAAUAAGUUUUUAGGUUAAAUAAAUUUAGUUUUCUUAC